Molecule: messenger RNA, 390 nt
Organism: Pyricularia grisea
Lineage: Eukaryota; Fungi; Ascomycota; Sordariomycetes; Magnaporthales; Pyriculariaceae
Exons: 1
Coding region: 1-390 (129 amino acids)
Source: RefSeq, a predicted model, not a curated record
AUGCAGAUAUCCAACAUUGUCCAGCUUAUGAUACUGUUCUCUAUCGGCGCCCUGGCCUUUCCCACUCCAGCUGGCUCCGGAGUUCACAGCCCUGGCAUCGACCAAACCCAGGCCGGCGCAUCGGGCAGUUCCGUUAACCGCAAUCUCCACCGCGCCGAUAAUUCUGACAGACUUCAGGCGUCCAGCGUGCAAGACAGGACAAAAAGGCCUGCCUGGAAACAGGAAUUUGCGGAUCAGCUCCGCCAGGCGCAGCUCGCCCAAAAGCCUUACCAGUGUCCCCACUGCCUUGAUCCUAUCUCGGACGAGUAUUCACUGCACUUGCAUACCGAAGCCUUCCAUAAGGGUGCGCCUUUCUACUCGCAGAAAAACUACUACUAUGAUCGUCAAUGA